Lagopus muta (rock ptarmigan) is the source of this 5395-nucleotide messenger RNA. It is a transcript of the gene FZD3, whose product is annotated as frizzled class receptor 3. Lineage: Eukaryota; Metazoa; Chordata; Aves; Galliformes; Phasianidae. Gene Ontology annotation, molecular function: Wnt-protein binding; Wnt receptor activity. The transcript is spliced from 7 exons. The record is from RefSeq and is a predicted model, not a curated record. Gene Ontology annotation, cellular component: plasma membrane. The coding region runs from base 506 to 2506 and encodes 666 amino acids. Gene Ontology annotation, biological process: canonical Wnt signaling pathway; non-canonical Wnt signaling pathway.
AGAAGCUAUGUGGCCGUGCAAGUAAAGAUGCUAUCACUGAGAACGUGCUGGUGGAGUUUGAGUCAUGAGAAGCUUGGUUUCAGUGUGGUCAGUGGUUGUAGUCUCACAUGGUUGUAAGUUAAAGUGCAGGGUUUCUCUAAAAAUAUUUUAUUCCUAAUAAACAGAUUUCUGCCUUUCCACCAUCAUUUUCAACUACCUGUCAGAGGAAGAAUGUAACCUGGCUGCUGUUCUAUCAGGAUGGAGUCAAUUGUGUGGGAAUGUGGUUAAACAUCUGAAUACCUUAACCUGAUGCAGGUGGUAAAGCAAGAUGCCUUGUUCGUCUGUCUCAAAUGCAUCAUCUUCAGGACUGAGCUGACAAUGCUGUGCACUGAGAGUUUCCCAGUUGUGAAGAACCUAAACCAGGACUGCAAAUAACUGCUGCUGAAGCAAAAUCAGGAGGCAGGAGAAGAGUUGAAAGAGCUUUCUGGCUGGGCUCGGGAACUGGCCCCAUUCACGGCGUGGAAGGAUGGCUGUUAGCUGGAUGUUCUGCUGUUUUUGGCUCUUGGAUGUUUUGGUGGGCUGCACAAGAGGGCACAGCUUAUUUUCCUGUGAGCCCAUCAUCCUGCGGAUGUGCCAGGAUCUGCCUUACAACACCACCUUCAUGCCUAACCUUCUGAACCAUUAUGACCAGCAGACAGCAGCAUUAGCAAUGGAGCCAUUUCAUCCGAUGGUGAAUUUGGAAUGUUCCAGAGAUUUUCGACCAUUUCUUUGUGCCCUCUACGCUCCUGUGUGCAUGGAGUAUGGCCGUGUCACGCUGCCGUGUCGCAGACUCUGCCAAAGAGCGUACAGCGAAUGCUCCAAACUCAUGGAGAUGUUUGGAGUCUCUUGGCCUGAGGAUAUGGAGUGUACCAGAUUCCCGGAUUGUGAUGAGCCGUAUCCUCGUCUUGUUGACCUCAGUUUGGGUGGGGAGCCCACAGAAGAGGCCCCCAUGGCGGUACAGAGGGAUUAUGGUUUUUGGUGUCCUCGAGAGUUGAAAAUAGACCCCGAUCUGGGUUACUCUUUCCUGAGGGUACGGGACUGUUCCCCUCCUUGUCCAAAUAUGUACUUCCGGCGUGAAGAGCUCUCCUUUGCUCGCUACUUCAUCGGAGUGAUCUCCAUCGUCUGCCUUUCUGCUACCUUGUUUACUUUUUUAACUUUUCUGAUCGAUGUCACAAGAUUUCGCUAUCCAGAAAGACCGAUAAUAUUUUACGCCGUCUGUUACAUGAUGGUGUCAUUAAUCUUCUUCAUUGGCUUUCUGCUUGAAGACCGAGUAGCGUGUAACGCGUCUAGUCCUGCCCAGUACAAGGCUUCCACGGUGACGCAGGGCUCUCACAACAAAGCCUGUACCAUGCUUUUCAUGGUGCUCUAUUUCUUUACCAUGGCUGGCAGUGUUUGGUGGGUCAUUCUUACCAUCACGUGGUUCUUGGCAGCCGUGCCAAAGUGGGGCAGUGAAGCGAUCGAGAAGAAAGCGUUGCUCUUCCACGCCAGCGCCUGGGGCAUUCCAGGAACUCUAACCAUCGUCCUCUUAGCAAUGAAUAAAAUUGAAGGUGACAAUAUUAGCGGCGUAUGUUUUGUUGGCCUCUAUGAUGUGGAUGCAUUAAGAUACUUUGUACUUGCACCCCUCUGCCUGUAUGUUGUUGUUGGAGUUUCCCUUCUGCUAGCUGGCAUUAUCUCUCUCAAUCGGGUUCGCAUUGAAAUCCCAUUAGAAAAAGAGAACCAGGACAAGCUAGUGAAGUUCAUGAUCCGGAUUGGCGUGUUCAGUGUUCUGUACCUCGUGCCACUGUUGGUUGUAAUUGGCUGCUAUUUCUAUGAGCAGGCUUAUCGAGGGGUGUGGGAGACGACGUGGAUUCAAGAACGCUGCAGGGAAUAUCACAUCCCGUGUCCUUACCAGGUCACUCAGAUGAGUCGUCCAGAUCUGAUCCUCUUUCUGAUGAAAUAUCUCAUGGCUUUGGUGGUCGGGAUACCCUCUGUCUUCUGGGUUGGAAGCAAAAAGACCUGUUUUGAGUGGGCCAGCUUUUUCCACGGACGCAGGAAAAAAGAAGUUGUCAACGAGAGCCGCCAGGUGCUGCAGGAGCCAGAUUUCGCUCAGUCUCUUCUGCGGGACCCCAACACCCCCAUCAUCCGCAAGUCCAGGGGCACCUCCACCCAGGGCACCUCCACGCACGCCUCCUCCACCCAGCUGGCCAUGCUGGACGAGCAGAGGAGCAAGGCGGGCAGCGUGCACAGCAAAGUGAGCAGCUACCACGGCAGCCUGCACCGCUCACGCGACGGCCGCUACACGCCCUGCAGCUACAGAGGCAUAGAAGAAAGGCUCCCUCACGGCAGCAUGUCCCGGCUCACCGACCACUCCCGGCACAGCAGCUCCCAUCGGCUCAACGAGCAAUCGCGCCACAGCAGCGUCAGGGACCUGAGCAGCAACCCCCUGACGCACAUCACGCACGGCACCAGCAUGAACCGCGUCAUCGAGGAGGACGGCACCAGCGCUUGAGCCUGGCGGCGCCGCUCGGCGUUACGGCGCCUCUGGGCAGCCGCUGCUUUCGUGCGUCGGGAAGCCGAGGCCGGCUUCUCUGUUCUGAAGCCGCCGUUCUCACGCCUGCGUCAGAGCCGGCCUUCAGCAGGCUUCAGUCGCUGAGCACCCGGCUGCCUGCCUCGUUAGGGCCUCUCUGUAGGUAAUUAUUUAUUUGAUAACUGUUAUUUACCAUCAGCCAUCGUUGCUGGAUUCCUUGUUCUUGAAGAAAUAAACCUUCCCCUCCCUCCGACGUGUCGUCACAUCAGCAGGUGCCACCACGGACAGUCACACCCACAUGUUCUCUAAUGGGCGUAAGGGAAUUCUUGGAUAUUGAAGGAAUUCCUCCACAUCUCCGACAGCAGAGCGAUUUUGUUUCACAGAGGGAGGGGCCCGGACUCAGUGCUGUACAAAGACAGCGGCAGCGUUUGUAACAGAUAACACUGGAAAUGCAACAGGAGCAGCGUUUGGGAGGAGAGAGGAGAUGGCUGAGGAUCGCCAGCUCCUCCCAGGGCUGCUCAGGCUCAGCUGCGGGGAUGGGUGGAGGGAGGGGAGGAAGGAGGCAAGGAAGGGCGCUUUUUGUAUAACUUGCAUUGUCCUUGCUUUUUUUACAAGAUACUAUUUAAAUUUUCUACUUGUUUACAAUUUAUGUAGGAAGAGAGGAAUUUUAAAACCAGUUAUCUAGAUAAUAUUCAGCCACUUAUUUUUAGAUUACUGUCCAAAAGCUGAGAUCGCCCCGUUCCCAAUCUAUUUAGAAACGGAAAGAGCCAAAUUUGUCCCCCACACCGGGCUGGGCAGCCUGUCACCAACAGAACAAACCAACGCUGGGGCUGAAAUGGCUGUGAGGAGCUCCCUCAGGGCUGGGCUGUGUUCCAGGGGCUUUGCUCUGUGCUGAGGUCGGGCAACGGGGCACGGCGCUGAGCCCAGCCCUCCUUGCUGCUGGAGGAGCAGGCAGGUAUCCGUGCUCUCGUCAUCAGCCUCUACUCCGGGUUGAUUUCAUUCCCUACCGUAGGCCCACAGCAUAGAAUUCUUAGUUUGGGCUUUGGUGAUGUGUGAAUGGUUUGUAGGGCACAGCAGGUCUUUGCAGGCCCAGCAGGCAGAAGUCAGGGUGCGUUCCUGAUGGCACAGCUGAUCUUCGGAGGCGUCUGCUGUCAGACCCGCUGCACCUAAACCUACCUCAGUAACCACUGCAGAUCACUGCUGGGAUACGAAUGCCUCUUUUUCGUUGUCCUUACAUAACUCCCUCCUUCACCUGCUUGAGGCGCGUGGAGAAGCCUCUGUACAUGUUAGAUGGCACAGCCUCGAGGGCAGCAACAGGGCAACAAGCACCACACACACUGCAGAGACUGAGAGCGCCGCACGACUCCCGUUGAUUGCAGCUGGUGACACAGCAGCAGGGCACGUAGCUGUGCUCUCUUUGAGAUCACAGGUUGCUCUGCUCUCACGGUGGAUUCAGAAAUGCCUUGCUAACUUUUUGCUUCAGAGGGAGGGUAGGGUUUGGAAUCUGAAUCUGCAGAAGAAGCCAAUUGAGUUCUGUUCAAUAGCUGAGUUCUUGUAAACGCUGAGCUGACAAAGGUCAAGUGUUAGCGUUGAUCUCCUUGGCUGAAUUUCCAGUGCUCCGUUCUUGUUAAUUGCAGCGGUGCUUUGACUUGCUUAGAGGCAGGGAGGGGAGUGGGGGAGGUCUGAAGGACAUCCUCCCAGAAAUUAGCUAAUUGGUGAGGUUUAAUCCCCGUGUUGUUUCCAGGUGGGCUAUUUAAGCAGUCCCUUGCUCAUCCAUUGCAUACACAUGGAUGGAGAGUGCUCUCCUCAGCCAGAAAAGGGAUUAAGAUGGAAAAACUUGGGCUUUUUGUCACCCGUACCUCUGUGACCCCAAGCUCUUUCUUUUAUCUUCCUAACCUGAACCAACACGCUGCUCCUGCACAGCAUUCCUCCUCCCUGGGACUCAAAGGCCUUCUUCCCAGCAGCUGUUUCAGGGGGAAGGUGGCCUCACCCUGGAUGCACUCGUGGCUGGGGCUGCCAAACCUUUGCAUCUCAGGAUGUGGGAGAUUUCUGGGUGACCUGGGCACGUUCAGGUGCUGCUUUCCUGUUAGCAUCCCAUAAUGGAAUUGUGAGUCAGUGCUGUGCUUGUGCUGCAUGGAAAGGCAGCAAGGAUCCACCUCCCUAUUUGGUCCGCAGCGAUAAUCUUUGGGGGAGCCUAAAAGCCAAACUGCAGCAGAAAGCCUCAAUUGUCUGUAAAUUACUCUGCUCUCAAGUGCUCUGCAUUUUCGUAGCACCUAGACCUCAGUUUAGCAGCCCAGUCUUCAGCUAUUGGUUGUGCAAACAGCACCCAAGGACAGAAGAGCAGCACCUGCUGCAUCGGUGCCUGUCCUGCACCCAGCUGCAAGCAGGGCUCGCACUGCCAGGUGCUCCCAGCCCGGGGGCUGCUGGAGGAGCCCACAGCUCAGCAAGGUGCUUGCAGCACAGCACCCCAAAGCAGCAGCAGUGGGAAGCGGGCGCCCGGGCUGCAGAGCAUCCCCACGUGCUUCAGCCCUAACGACCGAAUGUAGACUUGAAUGUGAAAUUCCCCUCCUAUGCCAAUGUUUUAUAAGCAGAUUGGGGUUCAUUGUGGCGCACGGCGGGAUGUUCUGUGUGCGUUCUGUGCAGCCCACGGCUGCAGGGCCGUGGUGGCUCAUCCCACGCUUGCUCUGGGGCUGUACCUUCAUUUCUGCUGCUGUGCUCAGCUCUCCGUGGGCUCAGUUCCAGUUGUCCCGUGUCGCUUCGGUAACGUUUAAUUUUUAGCACUUUACCUGUGAGUGUACAAACUGGUCAUUCUGUAGUAGGUGUACAUUUUCAUUUUAGACCUUUAAGAGUUUUUAAUAAAACCGUGUAAAA